Molecule: messenger RNA, 4936 nt
Organism: Belonocnema kinseyi
Lineage: Eukaryota; Metazoa; Arthropoda; Insecta; Hymenoptera; Cynipidae
Product: serine/threonine-protein phosphatase 2B catalytic subunit 2-like
Exons: 14
Coding region: 192-3113 (973 amino acids)
Biological process (GO): calcineurin-mediated signaling
Cellular component (GO): cytoplasm; calcineurin complex
Molecular function (GO): calmodulin-dependent protein phosphatase activity; calmodulin binding
Source: RefSeq, a predicted model, not a curated record
GCGCGUUUAAUUGUACAUGUCCCUUGAACGAAAACAGUUCCGACUUUUAUUCGUCUUCGGAAAGUUAUCAAAACCAGUGAAAAUCAGUACCAAAAAAUAUAUUUUUGUGCAAGAACAUAUAAUAUUCUUAAACAUCUUAUUCGCUCCUUUUUUAAACUUUUAAAAGUGUUUAUAUUUCGAGUUUCACGAAAAUGGCUGAUGAAAAACGGAAAGGAUUGUUGUCGCCGCUAAACCGAUCCACACACUCAAAAUCCUUUGGAACAUCUGAAACUCCCAUUGAGAGACUAAUUGGUCGUUUCAGAACCUUAUCUGUUCGAACUCCUCAAAAUGUUGGCGACUUGAUUCAAGAAUCUGACGUACACGUAACUGAACGAGAAAGGAAUUCUGGAUCACCAGCAUUGACUGGUUUGCAGAAAAGACUAGAAAAAUGCCUUAAUGAAUCGUCCAGUGUCAAUGAUGAAACUUUAAACAAAAUUCUUAAUGAAGAGCAUCGUCGCAGGAAAAGCUCCAGUGUGCGAAUUCUCAAAGCAAAUAUAGCAAAGGAAGGCGAAAUUGAUUCAGAUAACAGUCAGGAAGAAGAAAACAGGUCUUUCGCAAACAGAAACGUGACAGACAUUCUUGAGUCGCCGCAAGCCCAGGAAGUGGAGAACGAGGAAUCCAUUUUGGAGAAAAGCAUUCACGAGAUUUCAGAAGUUUACGUCUUGUUGAUGAAGUCAAGUUCAAAUUUUGCGAAAUGCGUAUCCAAACCACAAAUAAAGGAAAUAACAUCAAGUGUUUUCACAGAGGUCAUAAGUGAACAGUUGACGGACAUUGUCUCAGAAAAACAAAAAUGUAUCAUCAGCGAAAGUUUUCUUUCGAAUUUGGACGAUGAAAUCGAUUUUUUCCUGAAGCAAUCUUUAGAAGAAACUAAUAAAACCGCGAUGUCUGAUUCUGGGUCGGUUUCAAAAAUGAAGUCCGCUUCAGCAUCAAAGCUUCAUGACAAAAAGACUGUUUGGCAGAAAAGUAUUUUGGAUAAUAAAGGCAACAGGAGGAAACUCGAAAAAUCAAAAUCUUUAGGCGAAGAUCACUUUGAUCUGAGCGAACAGGAAGCGGUUAGGGAUUACGUUGAAGCGUUGACUUCUCCAAAUAUCAGUAGUGAGAUGUGGUUCACGCCUAAUUCAAAAUUAAAUGGCAGUGAAUUUUUUCCGAAUGUUUCCAGCAUGUCCGCACUUUCAUUCCAAGGGACUGGUGAGAAAGAAAAAAUUAAGGUUGAGAAAGAAGAAAAUCCUGAUGAUGUAGCAUCAAAUAAGUUGUUAUUUUUGCCCGCUUUGAGCAGUUCGCCCAAGUCAACGGGUAGUACAAUUGAUUUGUGUCAUACUCCGUCUACAGUUAAUUUAUCAAAUGAUGACUCGCCCAAGUCAAUCAAAUCAGAAACAAAUGUGAGCAUCUAUAGCAGUGAUCCCGAGCCCGCUUCUGAAUCGGAAUCGCCAGAACGAAAAUCAUCUGUGGACCUUUCGAGUGAAGAUGAUGAAAAAAGCCACGAUAAUGUUGAGCCGGAUGUUGAGCCCGAAUUAAAACCCGAAGUCUUAGCUCUUUUAGAUGAGGGUAGGGAUCCAGGUGUACCAUUUCCUCCAUCACGAAAAUUAACAAUAGCAGAGGUCUUUGACACGCGAACGGGGCGACCAAAACCGGAAGUGCUCAAACAACAUUUUAUUCUCGAAGGUAGAAUAGAGGAAUCUGCAGCACUUCGAAUUGUUAAUGAUGGCGCUGCUCUUCUUCGUUCAGAAAGAACGAUGAUAGAUAUCGAGGCACCUGUCACUGUCUGCGGAGAUAUUCACGGCCAAUUCUACGAUUUGAUGAAAUUAUUUGAAGUUGGUGGGCCACCAUCAACAACAAAGUACCUCUUUCUGGGUGAUUAUGUUGACAGAGGUUACUUCAGUAUUGAGUGCGUUUUGUACCUGUGGGCAUUGAAAUUGUGCCAUCCAACCACACUCUUCCUUCUCAGAGGUAACCAUGAGUGCCGGCAUCUCACGGAAUAUUUCACAUUUAAGCAAGAAUGUAAAAUAAAAUACUCAGAGAAAGUUUACGAUGCAUGUAUGGAUGCAUUUGACUGUUUACCACUUGCAGCCCUGAUGAACCAACAAUUUCUCUGUGUUCAUGGUGGUCUUUCGCCGGAAAUCCACAAUUUAGACGACAUACGCUCAUUGGACAGGUUCAAAGAACCCCCUGCUUUCGGUCCCAUGUGUGACAUUCUGUGGUCAGAUCCUCUAGAAGAUUUUGGGAAUGAAAAGAAUGCGGAACAUUUUUCCCAUAACAGUGUUAGAGGAUGUUCAUACUUCUACAGUUAUACGGCAUGCUGUGAUUUUCUUCAGAGUAACAACCUUUUAAGCAUCAUAAGGGCUCAUGAAGCUCAAGAUGCUGGAUAUCGUAUGUAUCGCAAAUCCCAAACAACGGGCUUCCCAUCAUUAAUAACCAUCUUUAGUGCUCCAAAUUAUCUCGACGUAUACAAUAAUAAAGCGGCUGUGCUCAAGUACGAAAACAACGUGAUGAACAUCAGGCAGUUCAACUGUUCACCACAUCCAUAUUGGUUACCCAACUUUAUGGAUGUUUUUACGUGGUCUUUACCAUUCGUUGGCGAAAAAGUCACAGAAAUGUUGGUAAACGUUUUAAACAUUUGUUCGGAUGACGAGCUCAUGAGCGACGGAGAUGAGGGACUCGAAGAAGUCGCAGCCAAAGUCGUUGUCCAAAAAAAGAAUGGUGCAGCAGCUAAUCUCCGCAAGGAAGUUAUCAGAAACAAGAUCAGAGCCAUUGGAAAAAUGGCGCGUGUCUUCUCAGUCCUCAGGGAAGAAAGCGAGAGUGUUCUGCAGCUUAAAGGACUUACACCAACCGGAUCUUUACCACUUGGCGCCCUAUCAGGAGGAAAGACGUCUUUGAAAAAUGCGCUACAAGGUUUCUCGCCGAAUCACAAGAUUACAUCAUUCGCGGAAGCUAAAGGACUUGAUGCGAUAAAUGAAAGAAUGCCACCUCGAAGAGAUGCUCCUACAACGCCAGCUAGCGAGGAGCGACCAGUAGAAAAUUCGCCCGUUGAUGCAGGAGAAAGGCGGGACCAUAACGGGCCACAGCCACAGUCGUGAGCCACGCAGUCGUCCAAUUAAGGUGACAAGAAUAGGACAUCGGUCCUCGAGCCGUCGCCAUAGGUAUAACCACACAACCAAUGCUCGUCUCUCCCCGGAUGUUAGACUGUAGCGCGAAACCAAUCGAGUCAACAAAACAUCGUCGAAAGUCAAGAGUGAGCAAAACUCAUCAUUAUCAUCAAAAAAACGCAUCACUACGACUUCAUAAAGCGCAUAAUAUAUACAUACACAUGCGAAACGUAUCGUAGAGAAAAAGCGUACGUGUAAAUGGAUAGUAUUGUCAGCUAUCUAUUUAUCCAUCUAUUCUCCACUCCUUUUACCCGUAUGCCAUUGUACACAAUGAAUGCGAAUAAAUGCGUAAAUCCGUGAAUGCGUGCUCGCAAUUUAUAUAUAUAAUAUCUUCUUGUUGUAGUAACUUCGUUUUCCCUCUAAUAACACCAGCAAUGGUCUUUUUUUCUUAUUCUCAUAUCUACUACAUUCUCAUAUUACUUAUUCUCAUCUGUUUGCCUCAAAUAUUUGUCCAAGUUCAGUUAUGAUUACUAGAAGUUAAUGCAGCAUUUCAGGUCAGGUUCAGGUGAAUUCAGAAUUGAGGUGAAAUCUUUCUUCUUUAAGUGUCGAUGUCACCACUCUAUUUUCUCUUCUUUAAAAAUAUUAUUAUCCUAAAAGACUGCUUGAGGUACCAAGUAAUAAAUUACUGUUGGCGUAUAACGUAUCUACUUUCUUAAUAGUUGCCAGAAAGAAAGCAGCUGACACUCGAAAUUGUACUUUAUGCAUGGAUUGAAGAAAAUGUAUCUAGCGAUAGUUAAGUAAUACGAAAUUGAAAGUAAUACUAGGAAAGCAAUGAUAAAAAGAGAAGUAAGUGAUGGGUGAUUUUUGCGAGCUCGCAUUCACGGUAUAGGAGAGCCAAGUAGCUAUGAGAGAAACAUUGAAGAGAGGUCGAAUGAUCUUCGCUAAAGAGCAGCUGGUCUGCUCAACAAAAUGGCGAAGCUUCCGAUUUAGAAUUAUUAGAUUCUUAAAUCCGCCCUGGGUGGAUGGUGCAAGGGCAUCGUCACGGCGGGGUGGCAUUACUUAAACUUUAAGUCAAAUUAAGCCUAGACUAAGUAAGUUAUGUCUGGAAAAUUUAUUUAAUAUUAUCUCUUAAACACAUAAUUUUAUAAAUAUAUUAUAUAUAUAUAUAAAUAUACUACACGAAAUGAGUGCACAUGACCUACGCGUGGUGAGUGGGUCAUCUUUGAAAAUGAUAGCAUCACGUCUAGCGCAUCGCCCUUUUAAAGUUAUUUUAAUUAUCGAGUUUAUCAAAUCAAAAAAAAGGAAAUUUAAUUUCUUUUUUUACAGACUGCUUAACACUUAGGGUGUCUUUAAAUAAUGGACGUACGAUCCACUCUCACUAAAUUAAAUCAUCUAUCAGUCCUUUUUAUAUUUAUAUCUACUAUAUGGAAGUUACUAUAGAAAUAGCCAAGUUCAUAUUUACAUGUCGUACAGUCAUUAACAAACAAAUAAAUAAACGAGUCGUAUCUUAUUCCAUAACUAUAUUAAAUUCGAAAUAUGAAAAUAUGAAUAGAUUUUAUAAUUAAAAGGAUAAAAAGCUUGCAAAUAAGGAUCUGUGGGUGAGUUAGUUUGAUCACUCUUCUUAACUUUCAUUUCCCAACAAUAGUUUCACAUCAUUAGAUAAAAAUUGUUCCGACCAUUCCUUAAAUUGUCGUACAAAGUCUUGUAUACGAAAAUCCUGUUUUUGUUUGCUAGGAGUUGCUUCCCUUUUGAUAUCAGUAAACUAAUAAUACUUUUGUACAAUACGGGGAAAUUAAAAGUGCUAAGAAAAAUGA